CGGCUGGACGAGCUGCGGCGCGCGGCGCGCGCGCUGCGCGUGCCGGUGUUGCGGCACUCGGAGGUGCUGACGGCGCUGCUUGACGCGGAGCUGCCGCCCGCGCUCGCGGCGGCGGCUGCGCAGCGGCAGGAGCAGGAGCAGCAGCGGCAGGAGCAGGAGCAGCAGCGGCAGGAGCAGCGGCGGCAGGAGAAGCCUCAAGCGCCGCCCGCGGCAGGGCGCUCGGCGGCGGCAGCAGGCUCAAAGGCGGCGCGCGGGGCGUCUCCGGCCAAGGCGCGGCCGCAGGCGGCGACUGCGGCGGUGGCGGGGGCGGCGUCUCCGGGGGCCAAGGGCACGCCGGCUGGGCGUGGCGUGGGGGCAGGGCAGGGGCCGUCCAAGAAGAAGAUCCGGCGGGUGGCGCCUGGGGUGGAAGAGGCGGCGGGGCAUGAGGAGCAGCCUCGGCAGCAGCAAGAGGAGGAAGAACAGGACCAGGGGCAGCAGCAAGUCCAGCAGCAGCAGGAGCAGGAGCAGGAGCAGGCAAAGUUGUCCUCGCCAGCACCGCCCAGUGCCCGCACGCCGCCGCGAGCGCGCACCGCGGCGGCACAGCAGCCGCCGCCGCCGUCGCCCGUCGUCUCGCAGCCGUCCCCCGGCUCGCUGCGGCCGCCGCGCCUGCCGCAGCUGCAGUGGGAGGGGGCGCCAUUGCCCCCGCCGAACGGCGCGCCGCCGCAGCAGCCGCGCACCUUCUUCGGCGGCCUGCGCCUCGUCGCGCCCUCCUCUCCCGCCAGCAGCCCGCGCGCCCGCGGCGGCGCGCGCCCGCCCCGCGCCGCCGCGCCGGCCGCCGCCAUCGUGCGGCCCGGCGGGUGGCUGCUGCUGCUGCCGCAGCUGGGGGAGUCGCUGCCGCGGGUCGUGCGCGUCGAGGCGCUGUGGCAGGAGGUGCCGAGCGACGGCCGGCCGCGCAUGUUUGCGCGCGUGUCGCGGUACUACCGCCCCUGCGAGACGAUCUUUGCGAUGCCCGGGCCGCAGCUCUACGAGUCAUCAGACGCCUGCCGCCUGCCGCUCGCCGGCGCCGUGCUCGCCGCGUGCCGCGUGCUGCCCGGCCCGCCGCCGGGUGCGCCCUCUGGGGACUCUGCAGCGGCGGCGGCCGCGGCGGCGGCGGCGCUGGGCUGCGAGGCGGGUGUGGAUGUGGCCGCGGGCGGCGUGGUGGAGGAGGUCGAGGGGCGGCCCGUGGUGACGUUCUACUGCUCACUGUUUUAUGACCACGAGCUCAUGACCCUCAGGGCGGCGGCGGCGCCGGCGUUGCAUGGGCAGCAGGGGUAG
Monoraphidium neglectum is the source of this 1293-nucleotide messenger RNA. RefSeq lists its product as hypothetical. The annotation marks the transcript as partial. Gene Ontology annotation, molecular function: chromatin binding. The record is from RefSeq and is a predicted model, not a curated record. NCBI's taxonomy places the organism in Eukaryota, Viridiplantae, Chlorophyta, Chlorophyceae, Sphaeropleales, Selenastraceae. The transcript has a single exon.